AUGAUCCCAACCAACAUAUUUCCACUUAUAAUUGCUUCCCUCUCGACCGCUGUGCAGGGGACAACCGUAAACGUUCAACACAGGGCACCGCCGGUUCCCACUCCUAGCUUUUUCGUGCCAGGCGUCAAGUGGCAAAUUGAAAUUGACACUGCCGUUGAUACAGAGGGCACAACACCAAUCGUUCCCCAGGACGCAAAAGUCUGGGAUGUCAAUCUUUACGAUGAGACUGACAAGGAUACUACUGAGAACCCGCCGGAUGAGAAUGGAAUUGCCAGAUUGAGAGCAGUACAGGAUGGAACAAUCUUUGUCAUUUGCUACUUCAACGCUGGUGGCGUCGAACCUGCAGACGAGGAGAACCCUUCCAGACUUCCCGACAGCGUCAUACUUGGGGAUAUUCCCCUCUGGCUGGGCGAGCACUACAUUGACAUUACCAGCGACAUUGUUCUCAACUUCUCCAAGGCCAUUAUUGACCGCGGUGUGGCCGGGGGCUGCGAUGCAUUUGACCCGGACAAUAUUGACGGGUACCAGGAGCCGACCUUGGUCCAGCGCAAGAGUGACGGCCACGUUCUCAACGAGACAGACUAUUACAACUAUGUCAAGGCCAUAUCGGAUUACGCUCACUCCAAGGACAAGCUCAUUGGCCAAAAGAAUGCCCCGGAACUGCUCGACCUUUCAACAUUUGACGGGACUAGUCGCGGACUGCUCAAGGACGGAAUCACCGACUUUGCCGUGACUGAGAGUUGCUCUGGCAAGAACGGCGAAGCACCGUGGUGUGAGCUCAUGUCCGUCUAUGUCGAAGCGAAUAAGCCCGUCUUGCAGAUCGAGUACCCCAGCGAGUGGGAUGGAACGUGCACUCCGACAGCACUUUCCAAUACGGCCAAUUAUUGCAAUUUAGAGGGCGCGAGCGGAUUUAGUACCAUAUUGAAGCUCGAUGGAGAUGACUGCGGCUUGGAUGGGUACACCCAGUACUGUGGUAUGACGCAGCUGGUGAUUACUCCUACAGAGUCUUGA
Molecule: messenger RNA, 1011 nt
Organism: Pestalotiopsis fici W106-1
Lineage: Eukaryota; Fungi; Ascomycota; Sordariomycetes; Amphisphaeriales; Sporocadaceae
Exons: 2
Coding region: 1-1011 (336 amino acids)
Source: RefSeq, a predicted model, not a curated record